UGUAACAAAAGUCUCCAUAAGCUCUAUAAUCGAAUUCAAGUUAUUUGGUCUUUCACUAAGAAUAUAGAGAUGAAUUUUGGAUCUUUGGAGUCAUGUCUUCCGAGGGCCAGAAUUUUGUUAUGGAAAGACCUGAGUUACAGUGAUGCAGAAGAAAUCAGCAAGACAGAAUCCAUACCAGAGAUUUCAAGAGUUUUGUGCCAGGCCUUACACCUUGAUGCUCCUGAGCCCCAGAAGGAGAUUCUGCUUGAUCUGUACACAAACCUAGUGCUGUUCUGUAAGCAGCAAACGCUCAGUAAAGAGCAAACAUCUGUUCUUCUGUCCAUCGUAAAGAACAUGCAUCAGCUUAACACAGAAACUCCCGUCAACAACAUGGACCAGUGUUUUACAUACUGCACUGAGCUUCUGCUUUGUCAUUCUGUCAGAAGACCCCCAUUCAGUAUCGAUCUAUUCAAUUCAGAGCAACUGACUGAAAUUAUGAAAUAUCUCAUCAACACAUAUAUGAGACACUACAUGCUUUACAAGUAUGUAUUUACACCUCAGAUGUAUUUGGAUUUAUCUUUAUCUUAUACUGGAAUGCCUGAGGAGCUCACGACAGAACAGCUGGAAACCUCUGAAACAGUGAACGAAACUGAAAAUAAAGCAGAUGGUGCGAGUGAGCAAGAUGGAGUAAGUGAGCAAGAGAUGGUUUCUAGUAUCCUGCUAGAGACAGAGGCAUCUAAACAAGAUCUAUAACAAAAGGACAAGCUGAGAACAAUGGUACAAAAGGAAGUAAAGGAGGAAGUGUUUUAUCUUGAAAAACACUUGCAGGAAACGACUGUUCAGCUGAACUCUGCGCUCAAUUCACUGGAGACUAGACUACAGCCUAAAAGUAAUCACAUAUUUUUGUCCCUGUAAAAUAAUAAUAAUAUACAAAUGAACAUUUCUAGCUGUUACUGGAGCUUAUGCUGGAAACCAUAUCUACAAAUGAUUAUUUGUUUCUAUUCUUAGGACAUAUAUAUUUGCAAAGAUAUCAGCUAUAUAUUCUUAUGUUCUUUCUUUAAAAAAAACCCCAAAACUUAGAAAAUAGAGCAUUUUUAAACAAACACUCUUUCCAGUGUUAAAAUGUAAGGA
This is a messenger RNA of Tachysurus vachellii, 1110 nucleotides long. RefSeq names its product cilia and flagella associated protein 119 (gene cfap119). The record is from RefSeq and is a predicted model, not a curated record. Lineage: Eukaryota; Metazoa; Chordata; Actinopteri; Siluriformes; Bagridae.